UAAAAAUGUCGGCCGUCUGGAAGUACUUUAAAGUCAAGGAGGGGGAGAAUAAGUAUGCAGUAUGUGAAGAGUGCAAAAGUCAAGUGUCGAGAGGGGGGCUCACUGCCAAGACUUUCAGCACGUCGGGGCUCAUCUACCAUCUGAAGGCAAACCAUCCGUCUAAAUACGAUGAGUUUCAGAGGGAGACCAAAACCAAAGCUAACUCGGCUACAUCUACAGCAGCUAGCACAACCCCUUCAGUCAGUGAUAUGUUCGAGAGGAGCAGGAAAUUCAAUAAGGACAGUACAAAGGCAAAGGGAAUUACCGACAAGAUAAUGGAGUACAUGGCUUUGGAUGAUCAGCCUUUCAGUGUUGUGGAGUAUGUGGGGUUUCGAAGACUACUUCAACAUAUCGAGCCCCGCUACACCUUACCCAGUCGCCGGUACUUCGCUGAUGUUUGCCUGCCAGAGCUGUACAACAGCAUCGCCGGUCGUGUGCACGAGCUAUUGGCCAAAGACAGCGAUCCACCGUACGUAAGCUUCACCACUGAUAUAUGGAGCUCCGAUGUCAGCCCAGCAAGCAUGUUGAGCCUAACAGCGCAGUGGGUGGAUGAAAACUUCCUGCUUCAGCGCGUAGUCCUCCAGUGUCAGGAGUUCAAAGGCUCCCAUACCGCAGCUGCGAUAUCAGGUGCGUUUGACAGCAUGUUUGAGCGCUGGGGCAUAGACCGCACUAAAGUGCAUGCAGUUGUGAGCGACAACGCUCGUAAUAUGGUGAAAGCCAUGGAUGACAGCGACCUGCGAGGCAUCCGAUGUGUGGCCCAUACGUUGCAAAUCGCUGUUAAUGAAGGCGUGCUGAGCCAACGCAGUAUUGUCGACAUAGUGGCAACGGGGAGGAAGAUCGUAGGCCACUUCAAGCACUCCCCCCUGGCAUAUUCUCGCCUCCAGACCAUCCAGGAGCAAUUUGGCAUGCACCCGAAACGCUUCCAGCAAGACGUCAGUACUAGGUGGAACAGUACUUUCUACAUGCUGCAAAGUCUGUUGGCUCAAAAGCGUACCCUGGCAACUUACAUCGCCGAUUACGACCUGCCGGCGACAUUCACCCCUUACCAGUGGGUAUUGAUUGAGAAUGUUCUCUCUCUCCUUGCGCCGUUUGAACAGCUGACGAGAGAAAUCAGCUCAGCCAAAUCAUCCGCUGCUGAUGUCAUCCCCUCACUUGCAGCACUGACGCGUCUGCUGAGGAAAGACGUGGAAACAGACCACGGGGUCAAGACGAUGAAGACCGCACUUUUGGAAGCACUAAACAGACGCUUUGACCAGACAGGCACGGAUCCAAUGUUCUGCAUAGCAAGUGUGCUUGACCCUCGAUACAAGGACCAUUUCUUCGAUGGUGACCAGAAGCGGAGGAUGAGGGAAAUGGUUCGUGAAGAAUUGGACUCCCUGCCAGACGGUGAAGCGAGGAUCAGAGAAGGGCCCACACCGAGACCGAUCCGCACCGAGGCCGAGUCUGCCCCCUCACUCUCAGCAAUGUUCGACGAGAUCGUCCAAGAGAACGACCCAGAUCCCAGGCAGACGAGUGCUACAGCUCAGCAGCUGGACUGUUACCUGUCAGAAGUCCUCAUCCCCAGGAGUGAUGACCCACUAACAUAUUGGAGGACCAAUCGAGGGCGCUUUCCCGAGUUGGCACGGAUGGCACGCAGGUACUUGGCUGCUCCAUGCACAAGCACGGAUAGCGAGAGGCUGUUUAGUGCUGCGUCGAAUGUCCUUGACGAGAGGAGGAACCGACUGACAUGCGGCAAAGCAGAGAAGUUGCUGUUCGUCAAAAAGAACCUGCCACUGUUCCUGAAGGACCUGGCUAACUAAACUCUACACCAAAGAGGACCCUGUGUGUGUGUGUGUGUGUGUGUGUGUGUGUGUGUGUGUGUGUGUGUGUGUGUGUGUCUGUUUAAGGCAUUUUUUUGUGUUGGGAAAUGUGUUUAAAAUGUGUUGUGUUGAAAAAUAAUUUUACAGAGACUUAAACUUAAUACAGGAAAAAAACAAUUAAUAUUGUAUAUGAAACCAUUUAAGAAAAAAAAAGAUGGGGAUAGAGAGAUGAAAAAGGGUAGACAAAAUGUGUUUAAAAUGUGUUGUUUUGUAAGUAUUGUUGUUGUUUAAAAAUCAUUUUGCAGACAGGGACUUUAUACAGUUAAUGAAAAAAAACUGUUAUUGUACAUGAAGCCAUUUAAAAAAAAA
Messenger RNA from Engraulis encrasicolus (European anchovy), 2207 nucleotides. Its product is annotated as zinc finger BED domain-containing protein 4-like. Gene Ontology annotation, molecular function: protein dimerization activity; DNA binding. The coding region runs from base 6 to 1838 and encodes 610 amino acids. The transcript is spliced from 2 exons. NCBI's taxonomy places the organism in Eukaryota, Metazoa, Chordata, Actinopteri, Clupeiformes, Engraulidae. The record is from RefSeq and is a predicted model, not a curated record.